AUGAGUUCCUCAGCUUCUUCCUCUCUGUCCCACCCAGUGAGACAAACAACUGGCAUCCCCACUCGAUGUUGGUGUGGAGCAAAAUUGACAACAUUCGGCGCUCAGACAAAGGAAAAUCUGUUUAGGAGGUUCUAUCGUUGCGAAAUUGGCGUCAAGAGAAAAAAUGAACACCACUUGUUCAAAUGGGUGGACGAGGCAAUUGUUGACGAAAUCAACAUGUUCGAUGCCAAACAUUGCCACCUAAAGGAAGAUCUUGACUCAUUCAAGAUGUACACAACACAACGCCUGGAAGACCAGGCCAAAAAAAUUGACCAAACACUACUUCAGAUGAAAAGCCUCACGGAGGCCUCUACAUCGAACACGGCACAGUCUCCACUGAUGAACAUGGCUGUUGCAGCCAUUGCUAUUGGCACAAUGGCAUGGCUUUAUGCCAAAAUGUGUAACUAG
Raphanus sativus (radish) is the source of this 447-nucleotide messenger RNA. RefSeq lists its product as uncharacterized. The transcript has 3 exons. NCBI's taxonomy places the organism in Eukaryota, Viridiplantae, Streptophyta, Magnoliopsida, Brassicales, Brassicaceae. The record is from RefSeq and is a predicted model, not a curated record. Gene Ontology annotation, molecular function: zinc ion binding. Bases 1 to 447 code for a protein of 148 amino acids.